AUGAUCCAAAGUCAUCAGACCUUAAAUCUGGUCGAGGCCAGUAUCAAUGAUCUCCUCCACGCUCUGGAUAUUCGUGCAAUUACAAGCGUCCAACUCGUCUCGCUCUACCUCCAUCGGAUCGGAUACUACGACUGCCGAGGGCCAUCACUGAACUCCGUCUGUGUUCUCAAUCCGAAUGUUUUCGAAGACGCACAGCAAUCAGAUGAUCAUCGAGCCAGUGGGCGCCCACCUAGACCUCUAGAAGGGAUUCCAUUCACUGUCAAAGACAGUUUCAUGGUCAGAGACAUGACCGUUGCAGCAGGCUCGCCUGCCUUUGCCGACCUGGUGGCCUCGGAGGAUGCGGCCAUAGUUGCCCUGUUGCGGGAUGCCGGAGCUGUGAUAAUGGGCAAGACGAAUAUGCCAGCAAUGGCGGACGGGGGAGGGCAGCGAGGUCUUUACGGGAGGGCCGAAAGCCCGUACAACCCCCGCUAUUCCACCACGGCAUAUGCAUCUGGUUCUUCGAAUGGCUGCGGUACGUCAACCACGGCAAGCUUCGCUGCUUUUGGAUUUGCCGGGGAAACUGUCUCUUCGGGCCGUUCGCCGGCGUCGAACAAUGCGUUGGUUGGAUAUUCGCCUUCCCGUGGAGUGAUCCCGAACAGAGGCCAGUGGCCACUUUAUCCGACAUGCGAUGUGAUUGUUCCGCAUACACGCUCAGUCGAGGAUUUAUUCGCUGUUCUUAAUGUCAUUAUCGCGGACGAUCAGCACGGCGCCCGAGGUAUUGAUUUCUGGCGGAACCAGAACUUUGUCCCCAUCCCGGAAGCUUCGAGCAACCGCCCAAGCGAUUAUUAUACUCUGGCGGACCCUAGCGCAUUGUCAGGAAAACGCAUUGCCGUUCCAAAAUGCUUCAUUGGUGCACCAGGCUCGAAGCCACCCCAUGUCUGUAUCGAGCCGGUGCGAAAACUGUGGGAAAGAGCUAGAGCUACCAUCGUAUCUCUCGGCGCGACAGUGAUUGGGACAGAUCUUCCUCUUCUUGAGAUGUACAUGAAGCAGAAUUUCCCAGGCCAAGGCUGCAACGUACCUGGGAUGCCCAGUAGCUGGAUGGACAUCGAACGGUGCGAGAGAUCUGCUCCUGUUUCCUUUGUUGGUGACAAAUCGAAGUGGGAAGCUAGUAUGUUCCGGCCUCAGAUCAGCGAGAAGUAUCCGACAAUCGCGAGGGUGCCAAAGGAUUUUUUUCUUGUUGUCAUCAUCGCUGCUUUGGAGAAUGGAAGGACUGCAGCCUCCAUGCUGCUGAUAGAUUAG
Molecule: messenger RNA, 1278 nt
Organism: Aspergillus chevalieri
Lineage: Eukaryota; Fungi; Ascomycota; Eurotiomycetes; Eurotiales; Aspergillaceae
Product: amidase family protein
Exons: 1
Coding region: 1-1278 (425 amino acids)
Source: RefSeq, a predicted model, not a curated record